AUGUCCGCGCUCAACCUCCCGAAGCCCAAGCAGGUGUUUGCCGGGGAAGAUGAGCUAAGAAAGCUCAACGGCGGUGCUCAGGCGAACGGCGGAGGCGCAGCAGCGGACGGGACGAUCGAGGAUGGGGUUCGAGUGAGGGAGGGUGGAAUGCAGGAUGAGGGGGAGUAUCAGCCGCCAAGGGGGAGUGACAAGUACAAGAUUGGGAUGAUCUUUCCUCCCAGGGAGAUUAGAGGUAUCGUCGACAAGACCGCUAUUGCCAUCUCCAAGUCCCCGCAUCCCAAGCUCCUCGAAGACAAGAUUCGGGAACAUCAGAAGACGGAUCCGAAGUUCGCGUUCCUGAACGAUGAGGACCCUUACCACCAGUACUACCGGUACAUGCGGGAGAAGGUGUUGGAGGAUGCGGAGGAUGUGGCGAAGGGGAUCGUACCCUCCAGCGUGGCGGAGAAGGCUGCGGCGGAGAAGGCAGCAGCCGAAGCGAAGGAGGCGGAGGAGCUGGCGGGUGGGAGCACGUAUGAGCCAAAGCAGUGGGAAUUUAGGGUGGAUCUGCCCGGUGUGACUGCUAUGGACCUUGACAUCCUCCGUCUUACCGCCCUUUUCCACGCUCGUCGAGGCCGCGCCUUCCUCUCCUCCCUCUCGGUCCGCGAAGGCCGCAACUACCAAUUCGACUUCCUCCGCCCCACCCACUCCCUAUACGGCUACUACAACCGCAUGGUCGAGUCAUACCAAAAAGUCAUCUCCCCCGUCCCCGGCCAGAUCGAAACACUCAUCAAAGAGUCAUCUGAUCCCCGUCAACGGUGGACGACGCUCGAGGAGGCUCGGAAUCGGUCCGAGUGGGAAAAGAGCCGGCGGAAGCGGGAGGACGCCAAGCAAAAGGAGAAGGAUGAGGAGCUGGACGCGUUUGGUCAGAUUGACUGGCAGGAUUUCGUUCUGGUGGAAACUAUCGAGUUUACCCAGAAUGAUAUGGAGCUCAAUCUGCCCCCGCCGAGCUCGGUCGAGGAGUUGCGGAAUAGGAGUAUGGGGGAGAAGCGGAUGGCGAGUAUGAUUAUGGAGGAGACGGGGGCGGGGGCUACUGGUGCGAACGCUGCUGGGGAAGAAGGGAUGGACAUGGAGGAGGAAGAGGAGGACGAGGAGUUGCGUAUCCAGCGGAUCAAGGCGGAGCAGGAGCAAGCGCGGGCGAGGGACGUGCAGCGCGCGGCGAUGGAGUCGAGAGGGAUGAAGAUCAAGAAGGAUUACGUUCCGAAAGGAAUCACGCGGACCGGCGCCGUCGCCACGUCCAAAUGUCCCAACUGCGGCCAAUCGAUCCCCGAGAACGAACUCACCGAGCAUAUCCGGAUCGAGCUCCUCGAUCCUAAAUGGAAAGAGCAGAAACGCGUCCUCGAUACCCGUCGUGCGCAGCAUCAGCAGCUCAACCAGGGGGCGGAUAUCACGGCCUCCCUCCGGAAUCUCGCGGCGGCGCGGACGGACCUGUUUGGGGAUGAUGAGGACGAGGCGACGCGGCGGGCGCGGGAAGAGGAGGAGAAGAAGAAGCGGAAAGAGAGGGAAAAGAUUAUUUGGGAUGGGCACACCUCGAGCGCGACGACCACGAAGGAUACCUUCCAAUCACAAUUCUCGCUCGAUGAGCAGAUUCGGAAUAUCCAUUCGAGGAAAGGUCUUACGGAUGCGCCGAGCACGGGUCCCGUCAUUGGUCCGAAUGUCGGUUUGCCUCAUCGGCCCACGGAGGCGAAUGUACCGCCAGCGUUCGCGGCGGGGGCGGCUACGCCAGGCGGGGGGACAGCGUACGACGGCGCGACCAUCUCGGCGGCACCGACCGGACCGACACAGAAGGAGUACUAUGAGCCCAUCGGCGGUCCGUCACGCGCCUCGGCGAGCUCCGGGCCGUCCAUACAUCCAAGUCGGAUGGCGGCGGUCAGUGCGGGCGGGGCGAGCCCCGCACCGCCCCAGCAGCAGCAGAUGCAGAUGCCGAUGCAGGCUGCGCCAGGUCGGGCUGCACCUGUUAUAGGGCAGACGAGACCGGCGGAGGAGAUGGAGGAGGCGCCAGUGGUGAAGCGGCAGAGAGUGGAGAAGCUGGCAUUUGGAAUGUACUCGGAAAUCGACUGGCUCUCCCUCCACCCCUACCCCAUCACCCUCCAAAUCUCCCUCCCCGCCUUCCCCUCCAAGCCCGAAUGGGCCCUCAACGGCGGCACUCUGUCGGUUCCCGAUCUCGUCGUCAAUAUCCCCUUUUCUUUGCUUAGAGAACGGAUCAAGAAGGCGCUGGGGCCAGGAGCGGCUGAUCUCCCUAUAUCGAGGAUGCAGCUGAGUUAUGAGGGACGGGUGAUGAGUAAUCAGGCGACGCUGAGUAGUGUGAAUUUGGAUGAGGGGGAUGUGGUGCAUUUGGUUUUGAAGAAGAAGUAG
Messenger RNA from Dioszegia hungarica, 2391 nucleotides. RefSeq names its product pre-mRNA splicing factor. Lineage: Eukaryota; Fungi; Basidiomycota; Tremellomycetes; Tremellales; Bulleribasidiaceae. Bases 1 to 2391 code for a protein of 796 amino acids. The record is from RefSeq and is a predicted model, not a curated record. Gene Ontology annotation, biological process: regulation of alternative mRNA splicing, via spliceosome; mRNA cis splicing, via spliceosome. The transcript is spliced from 5 exons. Gene Ontology annotation, cellular component: catalytic step 2 spliceosome; U2 snRNP; U2-type prespliceosome. Gene Ontology annotation, molecular function: protein binding; RNA binding.